CACUUGCACUCUUCACUCUCUUCCUGCAAUUGUCUGAAGGCUGAAUUUUGUUUUUGUCUCCCUCCCAACAGCAGUUAUUUGCUUGAAGUGUUGCAGCUUAUCUGUGUGCCCCAGAAGGGUGGGACCCAGAGAUCACAGGCUUUUUACAAUGAGCCAGAGCCAGCCUGCUGACUACAAGGAAAUUUGCUGAGCGUUUCAGCCAUGAGCGCCACAUGGGCUUUGCAAAAGGCAGUGAUUGCACCGGUGGGACUGGGCUGGGUCCGGAGCGGCCACUUCCACUGCCGGGAGACAAGUGAGCAUCACCUCACCCUGGGAAAUCGCCGCUGGUGACUCUGCUGUCCUGUGUUGUGAACGGCAGGAGGAUGCAGUGCUGCUCCUGGACGCUUGGGUCACAGACACCCAGUGCCCAGAGCUCCAGAGCUGGGAGUGAGCCUUGAGCCGAGCUCCGCUGGGAUGUGACCUGGGACUGCUCGCUUAAAGCCUUGUCACUCUGCACCUGGCCCCUCUGGGGCACAAUGUGCUGACCCACGUGUUUCAUCUGGUUACUGCAAAGCCUGUGGGAGUUCAGGCUCAUUCUCUUCAAGGCUCAGAGUACAAUUCCCGAGGCAGAGUAAAAGGAAGGCACCAAUUUGUCUGGUUUGAUUUUUUGCCCGGAGUGUUUGCGAUGGAUGAUGGAGCAGAGUCUCUGAUGACCGUGCAUCUCCUCACCCAUUUGGGACGCGCAAUCCCUCUGCAGCAGACUCUGGAUAGGCUUCUGGAGUGGCUCUGCCUGGACAUUCGCCUUUUCCUGGUGUCAGAGCGAGUUCCUCCGCUGAGAUACUACGAGAGAUACCGCAGGAGGAGCUGCAGCUUUCCUGGGAUCUCCAUCCUCCUUUUCCUGCUCGAGGACUUGGGAGAAGAGCGGAUCUUCCAGGUGCACGAGCAGUUCCAGCGCCCUCCCUGGCGCUGCCAGCGUGCCCAGUUUGCCAAUUCCCGCUGUGCCCCAUGCCAGCAGGAAUUCUACGGGCUGGAGGAGCAGCUGCCCGUGUGGGGCAUCAGGCGGGUGCGCCGCGGCCCCGAGAUCCUGCGCGUCACCCUGCACUGCAGCUUCGACAACUUCGAGGACGCGGUGAGGCUGUACGAGCUGAUCCUGCAGAGGGAAGGCAGCGUGCAGAAGGGCACCCAGUGUGUGUUUGUGCUGCACUCCGGCCCACACGCGGCCGUGCAGCUGUGCCUGAGGCAGCUGCCCAUCGGGGUGACGGCCGAGCCCCCCGAGUCGGCGGCCCUGCAGUUCAAGGUGCAGGAGAUCGGGCAGCUGGUGCCCCUGCUGCCCAACCCCUGCGUGCCCAUCAGCAGCUCCCGGUGGCAAACUCAGGACUAUGAAGGAAACACAAUUCUGCUCAAGGUUCAAAGCAGCUCCAGGACCCUCGAGACAAACAUCGGGCUUUCCCAGCAGCAUGACAACACAGGCAAUGGAAGAAUCCCGCAGGACUGUGUGCCAGUCGCUGUCAAACAGGGUGAUCCUGGGCGGAGGAGCCGGGAGGUCCGAGCUCCGAAGGGUAAACCCGAAUGUGCCCCAGUGGAAGCAUGCCUGGGCUCCGAGCGGGCGGGCAGUGCCCUGCAGAGGCCCCUGCGCUCUGCCCCCGGCGUGGCCGCCCCGCAGCAGGGCUGGGCAGCGCUGUGGCUGCGCGGGCGGGCGGGCCGGGCGCCGCGGGGAACCGAGACCGACGUGGACACCGGGCUGGCCGUGCGGGGCCCUGAGAGCGGCCGCUGGCCGCUGAGCCUGUUCCCCGGGGCCCUGCGGAGCAGCCUCCGGCCGCUGACAGACACCGGAGCCGGCACCGACAGUGCCCUGCCCGGCCCGGCGCUGCGAGCCCCGGCCCGGAGCGACGGAACCGCGCACGGAGCCCCGGCCCGGAGCGACAGAGCCCCGGGCUGCAAGGAUAGAGCCCCGCACGGAGCCCCGGGCUGCCCCCUGCCAGCACCGGCACCGCCAGCAGCCGACGAGGAGCAGGAAUUCUAUAUAUGACCGAAACCAAACGUGCCUGAUGGACUCGUGCUUGGCAAAGGACAGCGGAGCGCUUUGGGAUGUGCUGUGACUGCUGCUGCUCUGUCCUGUGACAUCCCACUAGGGGUCACUGAGGCAGACACUGAAUUUCCAUGAGGAAUGCUAAGGAGGCUGCAGGGAAAAAAUAACACUGUAUUUACAGAAAGCUGAUGUUUUGGUUUGGUUUUUAAUGCACAAUAGGUGAGGGGUAUGUUGUGUAAUGAAUAGGAAUAAGCCAUGUGACUCCUACAGCUGUUCUAAGAUGCUGAAAAUUAGACAGUGAUGUCUUCAGAUGGGUUUUGAAGGUGCAGCUUGGCUGAGCUGCCCAAGCAGUUGGAUGCCCCCAGCUGUGGGGACUCACCAUCCCUUGCUAGGACAAACUGGAACAAGCUCGUGGCGCAGUCACAGUGGUCAUGCUGGUUUUCCUUUGUUGGUAUUUAAAAUCUAUCAGUGUUGUCAGUUUUAUGCAAGAUUUGAAACAUAAGAAUAUUCUUUGAAAUAUUUCUAUUGAGAAAUAGAAAGCUUUUUCCCUGCUCAGCACAGUACAUGCAAAAACCACGCACUUGAAGAGAAGUGCCAGUAAAACCUGCUGCUGCCUAUUCAUUUGAUACUUAAAAUAAACACAGCAACAGGCCAGGCUUUGUUAAACCAGUGUGCAAUUAGCAGGCAAUCCUAGCUGGUUUUUAAUUAACAGAAGACAAGAGAAGUUGAGAGUCUUGGAGGGAAUUGCUAAAUCCUCAAGAGUAAAAAGGACGGUAGAAAUGAAGUCAUGAUUCAGCAUCAACAGAUGCUGAAAUAACUCCCAUCUUGAUCAGUUUGCUUUCCCAAGUAGGAUUAAAUAAAUCUCAGUGGGAAAGAGAUGGGAAGAAUAUUAAGGAGGAGUGAAAUUAUUCAAAGAGCCCCACCUGGGGAUACUUACCUCCAAACAGUACCACAAAGAGGUAUUUUCUCCCUUAAAUAUAUCUGAAUUCUGGAGGGGAUAUAGGAAGUUCCUGCUCUGGGCCCUUCCGGCUGGUUCUGCCCUGCCAAGUAAUUCUCAUGAACCCUUCAAUUUGGGGACCAAAACCUACAGAACAGGACAUUUCAUUCACUGGACACUUACAAACAUCCCCCAGGUUUUCACAAUUAUGGAUGGGAGAAUCAUGAACUGGGAAUCAAGGCAGAAGUGGGAUUCCUGGGAGAAACAGCUUUAAAGAGAGAUUUCAUGGCCUUCUCUCUACUCCCUAGUGCCCAAGAUACUUGACUGUGACUAUUUAGCAUAAUCUUAUUUUACCUAAAAGAAAGAGGCAGAAGGUCAGUAUCUAGCCUGGGGGAAAUGCUUCAUCAUUUGGAAAAGAAACGGGACAAGUUUCACCUUGCCUGUAACAGAUCAUGGAAAAGGGCCUGGAGUCAAAGGAAAAUGGCUCUGAAAAUACUGCUUUUAACAGUAGCAUGUAAAAUCUGUGUAUUUUAAGCACAGGAUGUAUCCAGUACAAAUUCUGUGUUACACAGACAGGUGUGCAGGGUGAGUUGGGUCAGAGGGCACAUUUCUCCAUGGAUGGACUCAGUAGUGGAAGGCAAAGAUUCCCAUUUUCCAGAGUGUUCAUAUCUCUGCAGCCUCUAUUUUAUACUUCCUUGCACACUGUGCCAUUUCUUACCGGAUUUAAAAAAGGUCUAAUAAGGAGCACGGCUUGGCAGGGUGUGCUGGAGGUCUGUGUCCCAAGCACCCUGAGAGGAGCUUCCUGAUAAGGAGCCAGAGAGAGAGGAGGCGUGGGGUGUGUGGGGCUGGCAGCGAGCUCAGCCAGGGCUGCCCAUCCCCUGUGCUGUCCCAGCAAAGCACACUGGGGAAAACAGCCUUGGUGGGAAACUGAGGAGGGAGUUCGACAAGCUAUGCUGAGAGGAACAUGGCAUCACAAUGUAGGGGCAUAGAAAAUAAGAAAUAAAGGUGGUAUAGGAUGUAAUCUUACCCCCUAAAGAGUUGCAGCUGAGCCAGUUAUUAAGGAUUGGGAGCAGGGCUGAUGUUAACAGGCUGCAGCUGUAGCCAAUAAAGAAGAGUGUUAUAAAAGAGUGGGUUGAUUGGUUGUGGGGAACUGGAGUCAGUGCCUUGAAGAGCUGCCUGCAGAAAACAUCAAGGAGGUAUGAAACUCUAGCAAUAUAGACCCCUUGCAAUGUAAUGACAAUAGAACUCUUGUGCUAUAAUGACAACAUCACAACACUGGAUGAAGGGAAAUGCAGUGGGAUUUUUACCUUUGGUGUGUUGAGCUCGGUAUAAGGGACUCGGGUGGGAAUGGCUGUGACCAUUGGGGUAAUGGUGCUGUGGGUGCUGAGCUGCUGAUUCCUUUGAUGGACAGUGAGGUGGGGCGGCAUUGAUUAACACCCUGUAACCGAGAUUCUAAUUUUGAGCUGUGUGCUUUUUGGGGGACAGCGGGAUCCUGCUUUGUUCCAUGCAGUGCCAUACCAGGAGUGGGAUAUGGGGACUCCUGUGAGCCAUGGGGUGACCCCAGAGGGGCACAGAUGCUGCCAUGUACCCACAGGGAUGGUG
Messenger RNA from Zonotrichia leucophrys gambelii, 4547 nucleotides. RefSeq names its product family with sequence similarity 124 member B (gene FAM124B). The record is from RefSeq and is a predicted model, not a curated record. Gene Ontology annotation, cellular component: nucleoplasm. Bases 665 to 2008 code for a protein of 447 amino acids. The transcript has 3 exons. NCBI's taxonomy places the organism in Eukaryota, Metazoa, Chordata, Aves, Passeriformes, Passerellidae.